UAACGGCGGCGUCGUGCAAAAGUCGUCGAUUCGUAAGCUCCCUAUUAAUCUACCAAAACGUGGCCCGUAUGAUUUAUCGAACACUUCGAGUCAUUCACGAGUAUAAAAUUUGAAUACGGAAAAACAGGCCGGAUUCCUCUAGAAUAUUCCAGGUGUAUUUCGAGUCAGCCGCAAUCGAAUACGUCAGAACAUUGCGGCAUACGCGGCGUGCGCCGAUCCGUAUUCGAGCGAAUUCGGGCCCGAAUAUUUGGCUUUUCGAGCAUAAAGGGAAUAAGCCGGGGCACACUGAAGAUAACACAGUUGUCGUGAUAAAAUAAAUGUAGAACUCUCGCGAAAUGCUUCGGUGAAGGAAAACAAAUCCAUAAACAAGCCAAUAAGGGGUCUGAAGAGAUAUGACGACACAAUAUCUAUUGUCAGCAUUUCUCAGAUGUGUCAGCCGGCAUUUCUCAGAUGUGUCUUGUCUGAACCUUGGAUCUCGAUUAAACUCUAGUUUUAACGCCGCCGGAUUGGGAGAAGGAUAUGCAGAGGAGACUUGUCUAAGGAUUUCUAGCUCCCUUUAUUCAGCUGGCGGUUGGAGUUCGAUCCGACGGCAUUUGUCAUGAGGUGUAAACUUUGGACGAGACGACUGGCGUACACGUACGCAGUGUUUAUUUUAACAUUUGCUACUUCUUUGAUGCUGAUGGUCUACGUGCAUACCUCAGCCAGACCUAGGCUACGAAGCGAGAGCAGAAUUCCUGAUGAUUCCAUUCCGUUGGUAGAUUUUAAAGAUUUAGGAAGUCGCAAGCCACGAGUGUUGCUAUUGGUUACUGCUGGCAGUGCGCCGCAAAGGUAUGACAGAAGACAGGCUAUAAGAGAUACGUGGUGGAAGCACUGUGACGACAGUCGGGUCAAAUGCGUGUUUGUUACAGAUGGUAUCAUUCAGAAUGCCACUCAACGUGUUCGCGUGAUCCAAGAAAGAAACCAAUACAAGGAUCUGGAGUUUCUGCCGGUGGCCGGGGGUUUGGUAUUCGGGCAACGUUUUCUACAUCAGAUCGAAUGGGCAAAGGCUAAAUUUGAUUUCCAGUAUCUUCUUAAGAUCGUUGAUGAUUAUUUCUUGUGUUUAAAGAGACUUUUAUCGGAGUUACCCACGCGACCGAAAAACGGACUAGUCUGGGCGAAUUUCCACUGCCAGGCAGGAAUCGCUUGGGCGGAUGAAGCAUUCGUUAUUUUCUCAAGAGAUAUAAUCCAUAAAUUCCUCGCACAAGAUAAGAACAAGACGUUGUGCCAUCCUUUUGGCGAUCAAACUUAUCACCUAUGGCUUAAUAACAUGCACAAGACGUAUUUCCAUGACUCGAGGCUGCAUCACAAUCCACCAGCGUCCUUUUUGCUAUUUUUUGAAAAUAAGACAAACGUGUGCGACGCGUAUAUUGGAACACACGGUACAUACGAGAGGAAAAUGAGAGAAUUUGACCUUACUGCCAACGAUGGUGCAAAAGAUCUAGCCUCGCUGACUCUACCUCCCUUUUCAAAGUUUUGCGCGACUACGAGAUUUAACCAUCGUGUGUUUGCUGCAGGGUACAACUUUGAACCUAAGCCUUGCGUAGAAAAUCCCACUUGGUUUAAUUCAACAGGGAUGUAUAUUUACGGCCGUGAAAAACAGGGAUGAGGAAGACGGAAGUAAAGGAAGGGGCAAGAUUCUAUGGGGGCUGUGGAAAGAGAAUUGCGUAAUUAAAGGGCCCUAGUCAGCCACACCUUUGUUUUUGUUCA
Molecule: messenger RNA, 1746 nt
Organism: Orbicella faveolata
Lineage: Eukaryota; Metazoa; Cnidaria; Anthozoa; Scleractinia; Merulinidae
Biological process (GO): glycosaminoglycan biosynthetic process; protein O-linked glycosylation
Cellular component (GO): Golgi membrane
Molecular function (GO): galactosylxylosylprotein 3-beta-galactosyltransferase activity
Source: RefSeq, a predicted model, not a curated record